Messenger RNA from Oppiella nova, 392 nucleotides. The record is from the annotation of a GenBank genome assembly. NCBI's taxonomy places the organism in Eukaryota, Metazoa, Arthropoda, Arachnida, Sarcoptiformes, Oppiidae.
AUGGUUCCUAAGAACAGCAAUAAUGAGAAGUUUCUUAAAAAGCGCUACAAAGAGCUGAUACCUCGCAUACACUUUGCAUUAUUUAAAGUUUCUGAUUUGGCCAUGGGUACUUUCUCAAACACUGGUUACCGGGAUACUUUAGUAGAUUUUCCGCACCUGAUGCCCGACCCGUCCAUACUAACUGUCAUUAGUUCACCGAAAUAUUACGCAAACAACGAGUUGUUUAAAAUAUUUAAUACUUUUAAACUCGAGGCCAAGGAAUUGCUAUGAAACAUAAUCACAAUAAAUGUUUGAUCGGUGUCUGGGCAUUGGGUUCACUAAUACUCAUAAACUAUUUCGGAAGCGAUUUACAGGCACUGGAGGUAUCGGAACAGACACUCAAAAUAGAGUCC